GCUUCCGCCCGGCGAAGAAGCCCCGCCCACUCCGGCUUCAGAGCGGGCACUUCCGCCAAAGACUCCUCCCCUUCUGCGGCCAUGGAGGUCCCGCGUGAGGCGCCCGCACAGGCGCUGUUCACUUGGGGAGCAAAUAGUUAUGGCCAGCUUGGUCUUGGUCAUAGGGAAGAUGUAUUCCUGCCUCAGGUCCUGAAAGGAUUUCUCUGUAACCGGGAAACCGUCAAAAACAUUACUGGUGGAGGUGGACAUUCUGCAGUUCUUACUGAUACUGGAGAACUCUUUUUAUGUGGCCAAAAUAAAAAUGGGCAGUUAGGACUUGGCCAUACCGAGGAUGUGACACAUUUUAAGUUAUGCUCUUCCCUGUGUGGCUGUUCUGUCAUACAAGUUGCCUGUGGCUGGGAUUUUACAAUUAUACUUGCAGGCAGUGGGCAGGUGUUUUCAUGUGGAUCUAAUUCGUUUGGACAAUUGGGAAUUUCUCAAACUUCUGAAGGAAGCACAGUCUCAAAGAGGAUUGAGUCUUUACAGGAGAAGGUGGUAAAUGUGGCUGCUGGACUGAGACAUGCGCUUGCUGUCACUGAAAAUGGCUCAGUGUUCCAGUGGGGAAUUGGUAUGUCAUCUCAGGCAAAGCGGGCAUGCCAAGGAGAAAUGGUUCCAUCCUUUCUGAGGGCAAGACAACCUUGCAAAGUAACAGGUCUGGAAGAUGCCAGGGUGAAGAUUGUUGCAUCUGGCUCAUCUCAUGCCACAGCACUCACAGAUGAAGGAGAGUUAUAUGUUUGGGGAAACAACAAACACAAACAGUUAGUGAACAAAGAUGAUUUUGUUCUGAAACCUCAGAAGAUAGAUGCUCAUUAUUUUGGAGGCGAAAAAGUCAGAAGAGUGUGGAAUGGAUGGACACAUAUGGUGGCACAAACAGAGAUGGGGAAGGUCUUUACAUGGGGCAGAGCAGACUAUGGUCAACUUGGACGAAGUGGGUUACCUUAUGAACAGAUGGGCCAGGAUGGGAAGGCAUCAGAUGAAAACAGUGUGAAGGAGCCUCUCCAUUCUCCUGCUCUAGUUCCUGCCCUCACUGGAGCAUCUCAGGUGAUGGCUACAUUUGGUCACACGGAGGAAAGAGGCAUCUGACAAGCCCCAAGGGAUCUCCUCCCCUCCAAUUUCAAGUUCCUUGUAUCCGCAGUCUAUCUACAGCCUUGCAUCUUAUGCACAGCACAACUUUAAAAGGAUGAAACAUGAGGUUGGAAAGAGAUGUGAGUAUCUAUAAAAUGGUGGAAGGUGUGAUUCACAUUGAGCAUUAAGCUUGCCAUUCUCUCUAUGCUCACAAAUACAGUAGUUCUUCAUACUUGCGUUGGAUGUUGUGUUGGUUGAAUCUGCAAAUCCAGAUCUUAUUGUGUAUACGCAAGUGGUCAAAAAUCUGAAAAAAAUCUGCAAUGUCAAGCGUUGGUGAACUCAUAUAUUUUGGAUAUUCAAGACCUUAUUACAAUAACACUGAAAUGAAGAAGAAAGAUUAUUUUUUUCAGAUUAGUUUCAAAUGUGAUUAGAACUUGAAUGUGAAACCACCAAACAAUACUCAGUGCUAUAGGCCAAACUUAAGAGGAACGCAGCAAGAAACCACAGCUGAGUAUUUCUUGCCUAAGAAAACCCUAUGAAAUUUAUUGCGUUGCCAAUGCCAUACAUAGACAGUGAUGUGAAGGCACACACAACCUGUAGAAAGGGUAGGGAGAGAAAGCAAGUUUUAAUGAUUUCACUCUUUUCACUGCCACAAACCAUUCUCUUCCAAAACUAUCCUUAGAGCUCUCUGGAGCAGAUCUAUGAAUGUGUGUGUGUGUGUGGGGGGGGAGACUACACCCCCCUCCAUUCUUCCUGUGUGAUCCUUUACUGGGUUGGAACAUUUCUGUAGGUGGAAAGAGUUUUUCAAUAUGCACCCAAAUCAAUAUGUACCCAAAUCAACCAAAGAAUGCAUACAUCAUAUGAAGGACUUUCAGAAGUAAUCUUUUUGAACUAUAACUGCCAGAAUCCUCCAGUCAGUAUGGUUAGUGGCCACUCAGGCCAGAAACACAGGAUGUCGGCAGUAACUUAAUUCGGUUUGGAGUGACUACCUCUGGAUCAGAUACAAAUAACUGUCAAUUUUGUUAAAUUGUUAAUUUGAUAGCUCAAACAUGGGUUAUAUAUGUUUUAAAGUGUUCAUAUUCUUUCUCUCUCAAGGACCAAUGUACAUUUAAAGAGUGGAAUAAUUUUACAUUUCUUGUGUAUUUCUGCUUGUUGAUUUUAGAGAUCGGUCUCCCAGAGUAUGAAAGAGAUGUAAUAUGAGAGAUGAUGUGUAAAGAAAAAAUAUAGCUUGAACUGAAAUGAUUUUGUUCAUCCCUUUAUCUUCAAUAAUGGGGAUUAUACUAUGGAGAGAAAAGUUCGAAGGAUUCCUUUGGAUGUGGCUUUCCCAUGCAUGAACUUCAUUUCCCACACAGCCCCAACACGUGAACUGUAAAUAGUUCUUAAAUCUGGAAUGUGAGUCUGUAAUCUCAUUAGCAUUUUUCUGUCAUGCAUAACUAAAACUAGGAUGUAGUAGUGUUUUCAUUUCUUUAUUUUUAACGAAAGAGCUGCAUGCUACCUUACUGGGUUUAUAUACUGAGAAGCAAGCAUCACUAGAAUGACAGAUUUUAUCUGCUAUACCUCAAUAACAUAAUGUUGUACUUACAAGCUGGAGAAUCACCCUUGAGCACCUAGGGAAUAACACUUGUUUGAUAAAAUGACUGAAUACUAUUGGAAUCCAGUUCCUCUUCUGGGGUGAUGAUGUUGGUACCACUCUACUGGUAAUAAUAGAGACAUUGCCAUAUGGAAAUACAGUUGCACAAGUACAUAUUGCUUAACACAUUGGGAACCAAGAUAUUGAGACUCAUAGAUGUUAAAGAGGUUGUCCUGCUGACUAGAGGACACACUGGACAGGUUUCUGUAGUGGGAAGUAGAGGACCUUGGACAUCUAUAUUGUUGCCCUCUCCUGUCAUUGUUGUUAUUUUGUGUUUUCAAGUCAUUUCUGGUAUAGGGUAAUCCUAAAGUCAUUGAGUUUUCUGGGGUUAAGAGUGUGUGAUUCAUCCAAGCCUGUCUAGUGGGCUUCCAUGGCAGAGCCCUAUGAGGAGAGGCUUAAAGAACUGGGCAUGUUUAGCCUGCAGAAGAGAAGGCUGAGAGGAGACAUGAUAGCCAUGUACAAAUAUGUGAGGGGAAGUCAUAGUGAGGAGGGAGCAAGCUUGUUUUCUGCUGCCCUGCAGACUAGGACACGGAACAAUGGCUUCAAACUACAGGAAAGGAGAUUCCACCUGAACAUUAGGAAGAACUUCCUCACAGUGAGGGCUGUUCGGCAGUGGAACUCUCUCCCCCGGACUGUGGUGGAGGCUCCUUCUUUGGAGGCUUUUAAACAGAGGCUGGAUGGCCAUCUGUCAGGGGUGCUAUGAAUGCGAUUUCCUGCUUCUUGGCAGGGGGUUGGACUGGAUGGCCCAUGAGGUCUCUUCCAACUCUACUAUUAUAUGAUUCUAUGAUUCUAGCUGGGAAUCGAACUCUGAGUCAUUUUCCAGUGCUUAAACUACUACACUGGGCUGUGAGCAUGAAUUACAACUCUUAACCUGUUCUAUCAAAGGCUCAUGCUGCUUAUAUUAAAGGAAUGAGCAGUGCAUCCUUGCUUGGAGAAGAGUCCAAUGCUUUAGAGGAAUGCAAAAAACUACAUGUGUAUUGGCC
Messenger RNA from Anolis carolinensis (green anole), 3717 nucleotides. RefSeq names its product secretion regulating guanine nucleotide exchange factor (gene sergef). The coding region runs from base 82 to 1122 and encodes 346 amino acids. Gene Ontology annotation, molecular function: ubiquitin protein ligase activity. Gene Ontology annotation, biological process: protein ubiquitination. The record is from RefSeq and is a predicted model, not a curated record. Gene Ontology annotation, cellular component: cytoplasm; membrane. Lineage: Eukaryota; Metazoa; Chordata; Lepidosauria; Squamata; Anolidae. The transcript has 10 exons.